GCAUGAUAAAUCCCUAUGUUAUUUAAUCUUAUCCAAGAUUAACACGUAAGCAAUAGAUUAAAAGGUGAAGUAUAAAACGUCUGUUCUACAACGUUUCUAACUCAUAGUUAUUCAACACCAACAUGUAUUGUCCAGCCAUGGUGAUAUUAUAUUUGUAUAUUUUACAUGCAUACAACUUAUUAUUAGAAGCGAGCCUCAUCAAACAAACGUUAUAUAAGAGUGAGCCCUUUUGUCUGCUGAACUCAAGGAUUCGAGCAUUUAAUGUUUGGUCGGAUAUACAAUGUGCUAGGCAUUGCUUAUCCAAUGCACCCCCGCCAUGUGAUGCUACAAUCUGGAAUUCGAUCAACAAAACGUGCACUGUUGUGCAAGGUGUAGAUGGAUUACUAGAAAGUCACGUUAAAACGACAAUUGACUCACAAAUAUAUAAUACCUACAAAGAAGGUUGCACUGAGUUUGGAUAUUACUAUGACUCUACCACGAAUACAUGUCUGAGGUUAUACCACGUAGCAAAUAACAAAACAUGGAAGGAUGCCAGAAACCAUUGUCAACUAGACGGUGGUGAUUUGAUAAGCUUACCAACAAGGGAAAAAUGGAAUUUUACUGUUAAAUUUACAUACUGUGCAGCGGAAAUGUGGAUAGGUUUAAAGGCAGAACAGUGGCUAACGGGAGAACCUUUUGUGAAUAUAUAUGGAAUUGACCCACCAAUAUUAAACAACUAUGACUAUAAAUUCCCAACUGAUCCUGAGAAACAUUGUGGAUCUUUUCAGUCCAAAUCGAAGAAUCCAUUGCGAGACGACAGCUGUAACAUUAGGCGUAAACAUUUUUUUGUGUGUGAAAUUUUGAUUCCGUAAUCAAUGAAGACAUUCGAAUAGCUACAUUUGUAGUUAGAUACUAUAAACAAUAACGGUCUUACCCAGAAAUGAUUAGGAAAACAUACAGCCUUUUCAUUUUUACAAAAUCAUUUUUUUCGAAUAAUUUUCUGUA
Molecule: messenger RNA, 984 nt
Organism: Mytilus trossulus (common blue mussel)
Lineage: Eukaryota; Metazoa; Mollusca; Bivalvia; Mytilida; Mytilidae
Exons: 3
Coding region: 123-851 (242 amino acids)
Source: RefSeq, a predicted model, not a curated record